UAUCUGCCCUUGCUGUGAAUUUUCUGACCGGACUACCCAUCAAUUCCGAAGAAAAUGAUACCAGCCCUCUAACUGUUCACCUUCGUAGAGUCGGUUCGCAAGUUGGGAAUAACGUUGCGAAAGAGGAGAACGUUGAACAUUAUCUUAUUGCUUACAAGCAUGAUUCGCUUAUAGUCGGCUUUCUAAUACCCUGUAGCAAACCGUCAAUGUCCACUAACAUCCGAAGCUUGGGUUUCUAUCAAGCCCUUUAUGAUUAUUUGUCUACCCAAAUCGAAGGCAUAAGCAAUCUUUUGAAAGAGGGCAAUGAUCAUUCGAGGAAAACUGGAGCGGAUGUGGAUAGAGAAUAUCGAUACUUGUUUUGUAACAAGUUAACGUUGGCCGUAAGAUCGUCUAUUUAUUCACCGGUUGGCAAAGGUCUUGCCAUCAAUUCAGAGAUGGCGCACGUUCUAUGUGACUUGCACGAAGAUAUGGAAAAAUAUCAAAAUUUGACAGAAAUCUAUUCACGAUCGUCGAAUAACUUUUGGGUAGUUGGCAAGAGACAUGAUGGCCUCGAACUGUACGUAAUAGUCGAGAAGAAAGACGCAAAGUUGGCCGAAGUUGAAGAGGAUGUAAGAAGACUAACAGCCUUGUAUUUCUCUGGUAUAUUUAUGGAUUGA
Molecule: messenger RNA, 656 nt
Organism: Paraglomus occultum
Lineage: Eukaryota; Fungi; Glomeromycota; Glomeromycetes; Paraglomerales; Paraglomeraceae
Source: the annotation of a GenBank genome assembly